Molecule: messenger RNA, 5359 nt
Organism: Nyctereutes procyonoides (raccoon dog)
Lineage: Eukaryota; Metazoa; Chordata; Mammalia; Carnivora; Canidae
Gene: DHX34
Product: DExH-box helicase 34
Exons: 17
Coding region: 1829-5248 (1139 amino acids)
Biological process (GO): nuclear-transcribed mRNA catabolic process, nonsense-mediated decay
Cellular component (GO): intracellular anatomical structure
Molecular function (GO): ATP binding; RNA binding
Source: RefSeq, a predicted model, not a curated record
CCCGCCCCAUCCUUCCGGCCUCCCAACUCCGGCUUUGUGAAAUUUCUCUUGGUUCAUAGAGCCUGAUAGAUCCAGAGAGACAGAGGCAGUGGAGGAAAGGAGAACCUGGCAAAAGCUGACGGAGGGACUGAGAGAAGGGAAGAGCCCACCGAGGGAAAGAGACUUGGAGAGAAAGCCGGAGGUGGGAAGUGAGUGAGGCGCAUGGGAGCCAGGGGAUUAGGGCAGACCAAUGAAGAGAGCCAUCCAGAGUGUGGGGAAAUGGGGUGCGAUGAAGAGAUGGUGCAGCUGGAAAACAGCAAAGAGAACCGAAAAGACCGUGUCGAGUUGAAAAACGGAGAGAUAAAGCCAGACCACGGAGAAAAACAGGAAUAGGAGCCUGACUCCCUAGAUUUGAAUUCAUUGUCUCACUAUGUACUUAACAUGUCGUUGGCCCAGUACAAUAGGGAGUAUAAUAGCACCUUUUAAAAAAGAUUUAUUUAUUCAUGAUAGAGAGAGGCAGAGACACAGGCAGAGGGAGAAGCAGGCUCCAUGCAGAGAGCCUGACAUGGGACUUGAUCCUGGGUCUCCAGGAUCACGCCCUGGGCCAAAGGCAGGCACUAAACCACUGAGCCACCCAGGGAUCCCAGGUUUAUUUGUUUUAGAGGGGGAGGGGCAGAGGGCGAGGGAAAGAGAGCAUUUCAAGCGGUGCAGAGCUUGAUGACCCUAAGAUCAUGACCUGAGCUGAAACCUAGAGUCAGAUGCUCAACUGGCUGGGCCACUCAGGCUCCCUGGAUAGUAGCACCUUCUUAACAUGAGGAAAGUGUAGAUGUGUGUAUGUAUGUAGUUGUGCAUGUAAAUAGACCUGUGAUUUAGAAUAGUACCUGACACGUGAGGAGCGCUGUUAGCUAUUAAAGCAUCAGACAACUGGGAGACAAGAUAUUAGGUGGAGAAAUGGAGAUGAAUAGUCAUGAUGGAGGGAGAGGCAGUGAUGGAGACUGGGAACUGGAGAGACAAAAGUAGAGCGUCAGAAAAAAAACGACUGAACGAGCAAAUGAGAGGGCUGACAAGGAAUAGAGACGGAGGGUUGGAGAGAAUCUCAGACCUGAAGAUAAGAGAAACAGGAGAGACGGGACCAGAGUAUGAAAGGGAAGAGGGCUGAGCAUGGUUAGCUGAAAGACACAGGCUGAGGCAUAAAGAUGACAGCCAGAGAGGGGAGAGCUCAGGGAGCAGGGACAACCUCUGCAAGCUGCCACCAAGAGACCCAGAAAUGGUCAGAGAUGCUGUUACAGAGAAAUGAGGGGACCCAGGAAGUCUACAAGGUAGCCCAAGAGAAGAGGCCCCCUUGAGAGCCAUGAUGUGUGGUCAGUUGGGCCGACAUGGGUACCUAAGCCGCUGGGAGGUAUGCUCUUCAUUUCAUUCCCAAUCCUUUUCUCAGGAUCCUGGGCUCAGUAUCAACAGUCUUCUAGGGCCUCUUCCUCUUAACUGCCUCCCCUGCAACAGGAGUUCCCUGGGAAGCCACUCUAGCAUCACCCAGCCUGUGUUUACCAGAAAGUGAUGUGCAUAGGCCACUGCUCCCAUGAGAAACCGCUCCACCAGCUCACAGGCAUUCAGGGCCUGAAAGGCCAGGAUGGACUGAUGUUUGCCCCAGAGAUCAUUCCAGGAGUCAUGAGGUGCCUUGUGUGUUGCCAGCUUUGAGCUGGGCCCCUGAGCACUUGCUCUGUCAUUGCCUGUGGUUGUCCUGUACCAUUGAUGAAGAGAAAGAUUGUAUCUUUGCGGAGAAGAGUGGUUCCUUAUUGCAGGCACUGACCUCUCACUGUGACUCUGAGACAGCACUGUGACCACCCCCAGCAUGCCUCCUCCCAGAACAAAGGAGGGCAGGGAUCGCCGAGGCCGACACUGGGACCCCAGUGAGGAGGAGGCCCCUGAGAAAUGGGACUGGAAUUGUCCAGAGACACGUCACCUUUUCGAGGAUGCCUUUUUCCGUGAAGAGGAUUAUAUCCGCCAGGGUUCUGAGGAGUGCCAGAAGUUCUGGAGCUUCUUUGAACGUUUGCAGAGAUUCCAGAAUCUCAAGACCGCCAGGAAGGGGGAGAAAGACCCUGUGCCACCCAAGCACAGUGUCCCAGCACUGGCUGACCUACCUCGCACUUACGAUGCCCGCUACCGCAUCAACCUCUCUGUCCUGGGCCCCGACACUCGGGGCUCUCGGGGGCUGGGCAGGCAGCCCCCAGAGAGAGUGACUGAGUUCCGCCGAGCACUGCUGCACUACCUGGACUUUAGCCAGAAGCAGGCAUUUGGGCGGUUGGCCAAACUGCAGCAUGAGCGCGCAGCGCUUCCCAUCGCCCAGUAUGGGAACCGCAUCUUGCAGACGCUGAAGGAGCACCAGGUGGUGGUGGUGGCAGGUGACACGGGCUGUGGCAAGUCCACCCAGGUGCCCCAGUACCUACUGGCUGCUGGCUUCAGUCACGUGGCGUGCACCCAGCCCCGGCGGAUUGCCUGCAUCUCCCUGGCCAAGCGUGUCAGCUUCGAGAGCCUCAGUCAGUAUGGCUCACAGGUUGGUUACCAGAUCCGCUUUGAGAGCACGCGUACGGCAGCCACCAAGAUCGUGUUCCUGACGGUGGGGCUGCUCCUGAGGCAGAUCCAGCGGGAGCCCAGCCUGCCCCAGUACCAGGUCCUGAUAGUGGACGAGGUCCACGAGCGGCACCUCCACAAUGACUUCCUUCUGGGAGUCCUCCGGCGCCUGCUGCCCAAGCGGCCUGACCUCAAGGUCAUCCUCAUGUCGGCCACCAUCAACAUCUCGCUCUUCUCCAGCUACUUUGGCACGGCGCCCGUGGUGCAGGUGCCCGGGAGGCUGUUCCCCAUCACGGUCGUGUACCAGCCACAGGAGGCAGAGCCAGUGGCGUCCAAGUCGGAGAAGCUGGACCCUGGGCCUUUCCUGAGGGUGCUGGAGGCCAUCGACAAUAAGUACCCACCCGAGGAACGGGGCGACCUCCUCGUCUUCCUCAGUGGCAUGGCGGAGAUCAGCUCAGUACUCGAGGCUGCCCAGACCUAUGCCAGCCGCACCCAGCGCUGGGUGGUGCUGCCGCUGCACAGUGCCCUUUCUGUGGCCGACCAGGACAAGGUAUUCGAUGUGGCCCCCCCUGGAGUUCGGAAAUGCAUCCUCUCCACCAACAUUGCUGAGACCUCUGUCACCAUUGAUGGGAUCCGCUUUGUAGUUGAUUCUGGGAAGGUGAAGGAGAUGGGUUAUGACCCGCAGGCCAAGCUGCAUCGGCUCCAGGAGUUCUGGAUCAGCCAGGCUAGUGCCGAGCAGCGCAAGGGCCGGGCAGGCCGCACGGGCCCUGGCGUCUGCUUCCGCCUCUAUGCUGAAUCGGACUAUGAUGCCUUCGCCCCUUACCCUGUUCCGGAGAUUCGGAGGGUAGCCCUGGACACACUGGUGCUGCAGAUGAAGAGCAUGAGCGUGGGGGACCCUCGAACCUUUCCUUUCAUCGAGCCCCCGCCACCAGCCAGCCUGGAAACGGCCAUCCUCUACCUCCAGGACCAGGGGGCUCUGGACAGCUCCGAGGCCCUCACCCCUAUCGGGUCCCUGCUGUCCCAGCUGCCAGUGGACGUCGUGAUUGGGAAGAUGCUGAUCCUGGGCUCCAUGUUCCACCUGGCGGAGCCCGUGCUCACCAUAGCGGCCGCCCUCAGUGUCCAGUCACCCUUCACCCGCAGUGCCCAGAGCAACCCCGAGUGUGCCGCAGCGCGGCGGCCCCUGGAGAGUGACCAGGGGGACCCCUUCACGCUCUUCAACGUCUUCAACGCCUGGGUGCAGGUAAAAUCUGAACGGAGCAGAAACUCACGCAAGUGGUGCCGCCACCGGGGCAUAGAGGAGCACCGGCUGUACGAGAUGGCCAACCUGCGGCGCCAGUUCAAGGAGCUGCUGGAGGACCAUGGCCUGCUGGCCCGGGCGCAGGCCCCGACACCAGGGGACAGCUACCAUAGGUUGCAGCAGCGCCGCGAGCGCCGGGCGCUGUACCGCCUGAAGCGCCAGCACGAGGAGGGAGGGGGGCGCCGGCGCAAGGUCCUGCGGCUGCAGGAGGACUUGGAUGGCUGCUCCAGCGAUGAGGACCGGGGGGCCGGCGACAGCGUGGACAUCCAGGACGUGAAGUUCCAGCUGCGGCACAGCCUGGACCAGCUGCAGGCAGCCACCAGCUCCGCCCAGGACCUGACACGGGACCAAAUGGCCCUGCUCAAGCUGGUGCUGGGUCGGGGCCUCUACCCGCAGCUCGCUGUCCCGGACCCGUUCAACAGCAGCCGCAAGGACUCGGACCAGAUUUUCCACACACAGUCCAAGCAGGGCACUGUGCUGCACCCCACCUGCAUCUUUGCCAACAGCCCUGAGGUGCUGCAUGCACAGGAGCAAGAAGCCAGGGGCAGCGAAGGGAGUCGAGAUGACAAGGACAAGAUGAGCAGCAAGCACCAGCUCCUCACCUUCGUCUCCCUGCUGGAGACCAACAAACCAUACCUGGUGAACUGCGUCCGCAUCCCCGCUCUCCAGUCCCUCCUGCUCUUCAGCCGGUCCCUGGACACCAAUGGUGACUGCUCGCGCCUGGUGGCCGAUGGCUGGUUGGAGCUCCAGCUUGCGGAUAGUGAGAGUGCCGUCCGGCUUCUGGCAGCUUCUGUGCGGCUCCGGGCCCACUGGGAAAGCACCCUGGACCAGCAGCUGGCCCGGCAGGCCCGGCGGCGGGGGCCGGGGGUGGACCAAGAGGAGGAGGAGGCUCCAGUGGACCCCAAGGAGGUGGCACACCUGAGCAGGGACCUGCUGCAGUUCGUGGCGUCCAAGGUUCCCUACAGCCUCCGGCGGCUCACAGGGCUGGAAGUCCAGAACCUCUAUGUGGGACCCCAGACCAUCACAGCUGCACCCAGUCUCCCCGGCCUCUUCGGCAGCUCUGCCCUGUCCCCCCACCCCACCAAAGGGGGCUAUGCGGUCACGGACUUUCUCACCUACAACUGCCUCACAAGCGACACAGACCUGUACAGCGACUGUCUCCGCACCUUCUGGACCUGCCCCCACUGCGGCCUGCACAUGCCCCUGACGCCCUUGGAGCGCAUCGCCCACGAGAACACGUGCCCAGAGGCCCCACAGGACGCCCCCCCAGAGGCUGAGGAUACUGCCCCCGAGCCCCUCCCCAAGGCGUCUGCCUUGCAGAGGCCCUACCACUGUGAGGCCUGCCAGAAGGACUUUCUGUUCACGCCCACGGAGGUGCUGCGGCACCGCAGACAGCACAUGUGAGCCCGGAGCCCCGCCUGCCCCCCCUGAACCCGCACCCUGGGCUCAGAGCUCUGGUCUGGCCCACCUGUCAAGGAGGGAGUGUGGAAAUGUGAAUAAAGUCUCAUCGGCUGA